AUGUCACCGUCUACUCCUCCAGAGGCGCAAUGGUGGAAAGAAGCAGUCGUCUACCAGAUCUACCCGGCCAGCUUCUUGGACUCGGACGCCGAUGGGCUUGGUGAUCUGCCAGGCAUCAUCUCGAAGCUCGACUACAUCCAGUCGGUAGGAGCCAGUGCCAUCUGGCUGUCGCCCAUCUUCAAGAGUCCUCAGUAUGACAUGGGCUAUGAUGUCUCAGACUAUCGAGACAUUCACCGCCCUUAUGGAACCGUCCAAGACGUCGAAACCCUGAUCCAAGGCUGCCACAAAAGGAGCAUCAAGAUUCUUCUAGACCUCGUCGUCAACCACACCAGCCACGAACACGAAUGGUUCCGAGAGUCACGCUCAUCAAGAACCUCCCCCAAGAGAGACUGGUACUUCUGGCGCGACCCCAAAUUCGAACCAGACGGCACGCGAAAGCCACCCAACAACUGGGCUUCCAUCUUCGGCGGCAGCGCCUGGGCAUGGGACGAGGCCACGGGCCAAUACUACCUCGCCCUCUUCCUACCCUCGCAGCCCGAUCUAAACUGGGCCAGUAAGGACAUGCGCCGCGAAAUUUACGCCGACAUGCAGUUCUGGCUCGACAAGGGCGUCGACGGCUUCCGCAUCGACUCUAUGAAUCUCAUGUCUAAGCACCCGGACCUCCCCGACGCGCCCAUCACGCGGCCCGGUGACGAGUUCCAGCCGGGAGACAAGUAUUUUGCCAGCGGCCCGCGAAUGCACGAGUACAUCCGCGAGAUGCGCAGCGAAGUUUUGGACAAGUACGACUGCAUGACUGUUGGCGAACUGGGCUUCACCAAGGACGAGGCGAGCGUGGCGAGUUAUGUUGCCAAGGACAGGCAUGAGCUCAAUAUGCUCUUUACCGGUGACAUUGUCGACAUGGAUUUCGGAGUCAACCACAAGUAUGAGCGAGACGACUUCCGGCUCUCCAAGCUCAAGGCCAUCACCAACCGGUGGCAGAACGCCAUGCCCAAAUUCGACGGUUGGAACUCAGUAUACAUGGACAAUCACGACUCCGGUCGCUCCCUUUCCCGGUACGGAUCGGAUCUACCCCAGUAUCGGGAGGACGCAGCCAAGAUGCUGGCCAUCUACCUAGGGACGCUGAGCGGCACGCUGUUUCUGCUGCAGGGCCAAGAGAUUGGCAUGGCGAAUGCGCCGAGGUCGUGGACCAUUGACGACUACAUUGAUGUCGAAGGCCUAAAUUACUACAACAGCGAGCUCAAAAGGAGAGGUCGUGGUGCUGACAUGUCCGAUGUCAUGAGGGAGAUGAGGCUCAAGGCACGCGACAAUGGAAGGCUGCCCAUGCAAUGGACGGCAGAGAAGAAUGGCGGGUUCACGGAAGGAUCCAAGCCUUGGAUGCGCGUCAACGAUGACUUCGACGAGUGGAAUGUCGCGCAGAUGGAAAAGGAUGACAACAGCGUGUUGGCUUUCUGGAGAGAGGUCCUGGCGUUGCGACAGAAGGAGAAAGAUGUUUUUGUGUAUGGGCGGUUCGACGAAUUGCCCGAGUAUGAGAAGAGUGAGCAUGUUUUUGCAUACACCAUGACAAGCUACGAUGGGAGAGUGGCACUGGUCUUGCUGAACUUUUCGGACAAGGAACAAAAGGUUGAGCUGGAGGAACAUUCCAACUCCAAGUGGACGAGGUUGCUCGGGAAGAAUAUUGAGACUAUUGAAGCCGGCCGUGUUCAGCUCGGGGCUUACGGGGGAGUGGUUUAUGCGGGCUGGUGA
This is a messenger RNA of Ilyonectria robusta, 1743 nucleotides long. RefSeq names its product glycoside hydrolase superfamily. The transcript has a single exon. The coding region runs from base 1 to 1743 and encodes 580 amino acids. Gene Ontology annotation, biological process: oligosaccharide catabolic process. The record is from RefSeq and is a predicted model, not a curated record. Gene Ontology annotation, molecular function: alpha-amylase activity. Lineage: Eukaryota; Fungi; Ascomycota; Sordariomycetes; Hypocreales; Nectriaceae.